Cordyceps fumosorosea ARSEF 2679 is the source of this 2805-nucleotide messenger RNA. RefSeq lists its product as hypothetical. The record is from RefSeq and is a predicted model, not a curated record. Bases 1 to 2805 code for a protein of 934 amino acids. NCBI's taxonomy places the organism in Eukaryota, Fungi, Ascomycota, Sordariomycetes, Hypocreales, Cordycipitaceae. The transcript has 2 exons.
AUGCCUCGAUUCUCCGGCGCCUUCAGUCGGCGCAAGUCCGUCGCUGACAACCUCGAAAAUGUCGACCUAAACGCACCGGCCCAGCCUUCAUUCAAGGUUUUAGAACGCAACACGCACACGGUGACUCGGUCUUUCGAUGGCGGUGCCAAGAUGGUUGCGCCUAAACCUCCCCCACAUACCUUCCUCAAGCCCGUCCACGACCCUCUUGAGGACAACAUGUUUGCUGACUUCAAAACCAGCCGGGGCAGCGGCCUUUCCAACACCACACAGGCCACCUCGACCGAUAACUCGUCCCGCCACAGCAAUGCAUCGACGGCACCCUCAUCUGCUGACAUGCACGGCACCGCCUCGCCUAUUGAGUCGCGCCAGGCGAGUAAGGCCCCUACGCCACCGGAACAUGGUUCACCUGCUCGUGGAACCUCCACAAAAUCUAUCAGCACUUCCUUGUUCAAAGCUCCUCGAACUUGGUCGUUUGGGGGGCAGAAGAAGCAUUCCAUUCCGCCUCCUCGAGACGAACCCCCCGUUCCCGACCUGCCCCCCGUAUUGACCAUACAAACUGGUUCCGCAAGCGUGUCAACCGAAACUGCCCGAUCGCCUGCCACUCCUGGCUCUGUUGAGGAGGAGAAAAAGGCCCUGGAUCUUGGUGGUGACUUUGGUGCCAUGUUCUCUAACCGUGGUCUGGACACCGUCCGCGAAACUCCCUCCAACCCCCGAUCUCUCACGGGAGCCCGGAAUAACACCAUACCUACUCCGGUGUCAGAGCCUUCGGUUCGCUCAGACACUACGCCAACGCCCACAUAUCCCAUCGAGUACAAGAAAUCCACCCCUUCUCCUGUCCAUGACGAGGAUGCGAAGCUCCUUCGUGACUCAUUUACUGCCAUGAAGUUCCUCGACAGCCCCCACGCUGGCAACGGAAUGUCAGCUACCGAAACAUUUUACACGCGACAACCUCGACAGGACCCCAUUGCUCGCAAGCCAGUCACCAUUGCUGAGAGCUUCUCCAAGGACAAGGAGGACAACCUGUUCGAGGGUCGCACAUAUUCUUUCGCGAAAAACAAUCACAGAUAUAUCAGUCAGCGAACUGCGCACCCUCCGCGUAACAAGGUUAUGACCCCAGCCGAGUUCGAGCAGUACAAACAAGAUAAGGAGAAGCAAGGCAUGACAGCAAAGACGACCGGUCCCGUUCCCAGCGUUGGUCGUUCAGCCCCAGCUUCGGCUCCCAAGCAGGACGAGGACGACGAGGACGAAAUCAACUACGAUGACGAUGAAGACGAGGCUGAGAAGUCCAAACAGCAAGUGAAGCAGCGCCGUAAGCAGGAGGCUCACAUGGCUGUUUACCGCCAGCAGAUGAUGAAGGUUACUGGAGAACACGCCGCCCCUACCAUCGUCCCGGCCCGUCCCAACCUGCCGGCGACCAUGAGCGCGCCGCAGCUUUCGACGAUGACGAUGAAGAACCCAACGAACCCCGCGGUUUCCGGCGUAUCCGACGAGGAUGAGGAUGACGAAGUGCCUCUUGCCAUUCUUCAAGCACACGGGUUUCCUGCUAAGAACAGGCCCCCGACUAUGUUGAAUGUAUCCGGCUCCAACCCGAACCUCCGAAACCCCUACCAGUCACCCAUCUCUCGCCCUCAGUCUGUCAUGGGCGACGCUUCGACGGGCCCAGCCAACCGACGAAACUCGAUGCUUCCCGCCUUUGCCCGCAACCUCCCGCAGGACCCCUUUGUUGGGGCUUCUAUCCACAGGCCUCCCGUCCGAGAGUCGCUUUCUUUUCACGAAGCUUCCCGCAAUAGCAGUGGCUUGCUGCACCCUGGUGGUCUGAUUGGCGUUAUUGCCAACGAAGAGCGCUCCAGAGCGCUGCGCCGUGGUAGCCCAAACAUUGAUGCCAGCAGACCGUUACCUCCGAAUAUGUUCCCCCAAGCUGGACCUGGUGGUUUUGACCCUGCUGCUGGUAUUCCUCACCAGAUGAUGUAUGGCCAGGGUGGCAUGAGCGGCAUGGGGGCCGGUCAAAUGAUGCCAGGAGCAAGCCCCGGAGAGCAGGCACAAAAACAAAUGACCCAGCAGAUGCAGCAGUUCAUGCAGAUGCAGAUGCAGUUCAUGCAGAUCAUGGCGAUGAACCAAAACCAGCAAAACUCGCCAGGCAUGCAGCAAAUGCCUCAAAUGCAACCAAUGCAACAGAUGCCACAGAUGUCACAGAUGCCACAGAUGUCACAGAUGCCACAGAUGCCACAGAUGCCACAGAUGCCCAACAACCCUUACCAGAUGCAACAGCAGCAGGGUCCCUUCGGUGCAACACAGUCCAUGGGCAAUCUGUCGUCUCGCCAGUCGGUCAUGGGCAUGGAGCCACCCAUGAUGGAUCGCUUCGAACCCAACAUGCGUACUAUGAGCAUGGUCCAGCCCCCAUCACAGUUCAUGGGUCACCACUCUGGCUAUGCAGGUUCCACUCACGGCUCUCUCUCUGGCGGCAUGGGCUAUGCUCCGUCCAUCGCCCCCUCUGAACGCAGCAAUGUCGGACUACCUGGCCGCUACAGGCCUGUCUCUCAAAUGAUCGCGCCUUCCUCCAAGCCCAACCACAUCACCACUUCGGCUACCAUGUCUGGCGGCCUAUCAGCGGGCUUGGCCAUCCCUGACCAGAGAAGCCAUUCGUCCCUCAAUGUGUCUCGGAAGACCUCUGAUGGAUCCGACGACGAGGAUGAGGAGUCUGGCUGGGCAGCUAUGAAAGCGAAGCGUGACAAGAAGCGAAGUCUGUGGCAUAGAAAGAAGCCUAUUAGUGGUGAUCUCACCAACGAGCAGCUUGCCGGUAUCUAA